AUGUCUUCGUUAUCGCCGCCAUAUUUCUCGAGAAGAAUCUUCAGUCGGUUGCAAACUACCUUAUCGUCAGCCUGGCAGUGGCCGACCUUAUGGUGGCGUGUCUCGUCAUGCCUCUGGGUGCCGUUUACGAGAUUAAUUCUGCGGGAUGGUCGCUGGGUCCGGAACUUUGCGACAUGUGGACCAGCAGCGACGUCCUCUGCUGCACCGCUUCGAUUCUGCAUCUCGUUGCCAUCGCCGUGGACAGAUACUGGGCGGUGACAGACCUCAAUUACAUUCAGGCCCGAAAUCCACGGAGAAUCGGGAUGCUGGUAGUGGCAGUCUGGGUUGUAUCUUUGGGGGUCUCUUUGGCGCCUCAACUGGGGUGGAAAGAUCCUGGCUACCUGGACCGCAUCGCCGACGGCAAAUGCGUCGUUUCCCAAGAUGCGGCGUAUCAAAUAUUCGCUACAUGCGCUACCUUCUACGUACCUCUUUUGGUCAUCUUGUUCCUCUAUUGGAGGAUAUUCCAAGCUGCGAGAAGACGGAUCCGGAAAAGGCCAGGAGCGGCUGUUCAGCCACCCCGAGAACGAAGAGGGAUCCUUCGGCUGGUCACCAAAAGGCCGAGGGAGGAGUCGACGACGGCGUUCACAAUAACACGAUCGACUCCGGACAACUCCUCGGCGUCCCCGGAAAAGACGUCUUCGUACAACGGUGCGAAUCCACCGGCAACGCCGGCUCCGAGUCAUUCGGCAACGAGUUCUUCGGGCUCGAAGAAGACUCGGGAAACUAUCGAGGCGAAGCGAGAGCGGAAGGCCGCGAAGACCCUCGCGAUAAUAACCGGAGCUUUCGUCGCCUGCUGGCUGCCCUUCUUCCUCGUCGCCCUGCUCCAGGCACUUUGCGAGCCCUGCGCACCCCCCGAUUUAGUAGCGAGCGUCUUUCUGUGGCUCGGUUACUUCAACAGUACCCUCAACCCCUUGAUCUACACGAUAUUCUCACCGGAAUUUCGACAGGCCUUCAAGCGGAUGCUCUGCGGCACUCGGGGGGGUCGUGGCUGACACUGGGUUUAACUGCCUGCCAGGGUGACGGCUGAUCCACCCUCGCGAAUUACGCGGACCGGGGGAACUUAGCGACGACUACGUCUUGCGCAUAUUCGAUUCUCAAUUUUCAUUUACUCUCGAUCGAAUUUAACAAGUUUUCUUCGAAAAUUUCUAAGUCAUCAAUUUUGGUCUCCUUUUUCGACGUCAGACACACGUUUUAAGGGGUGACUAACCUGAACCGGUUAACUGGUCAUGGAUCAUACAUGUCAUGUGCCAAAAAAAGUGCCCGAACUGGUAAUGGAUCGUACAUAUACACUUUUGAAUAACUCUAAUGUUUCUUGAUGG
This is a messenger RNA of Diprion similis, 1358 nucleotides long. RefSeq names its product 5-hydroxytryptamine receptor-like. Gene Ontology annotation, molecular function: G protein-coupled receptor activity. The record is from RefSeq and is a predicted model, not a curated record. Gene Ontology annotation, biological process: adenylate cyclase-activating adrenergic receptor signaling pathway. NCBI's taxonomy places the organism in Eukaryota, Metazoa, Arthropoda, Insecta, Hymenoptera, Diprionidae. The transcript is spliced from 5 exons. The coding region runs from base 146 to 1066 and encodes 306 amino acids. Gene Ontology annotation, cellular component: membrane.